AUGAUUGGACGUGGUAUCGCGUUUGUCACAUACAAAUACGAAGCAAAUGCCCAAUUCGCAAAGGAAGCCAUGAUGCACCAGUCGCUUGAUCACGACGAAGUUUUGAACGUGCGCUGGGCUGCCGAAGAUCCACGAAGCGAUGGCGAAGCUCGUGACGCGCAUGAGAGGCGGGGACUUGCUGAAAAACGCAUUUCGGAAGUGGAGAACACGCGUCUCGCGCUUCAGGACGAUUACAAAGAGCUCAAGAACUCUGAUGUUGACUGGGAGGAGUACGCCCGGGCGAAACGACAACGCCUCAACUUGUCUGAGGAAGAGAAGAAGCGGCUCGACGAAGAAAACGAACGGGGCUGGGACGAGUAUUAUGCAUCCAAAAAGACAAUAUCCCCAUUGACACCUCAAAAUGCUCAGGCCCUACAUCCCUCGUUAGCAAAGCCUUCCUUGCUAAGUGAUGACGCACUUCAAUCCCUCCAUGCGCUGCGCAAUCGCGCGACAAUUGUUGACAGAACACCGUCGAAUGUUAAUGAAGCCCCCAAAAAGACAAAUUCAGUGGCAUUGGAUGGUAUUGCAGCCUAUGAGAGCGAUAGUGAUUGA
Molecule: messenger RNA, 591 nt
Organism: Malassezia globosa CBS 7966
Lineage: Eukaryota; Fungi; Basidiomycota; Malasseziomycetes; Malasseziales; Malasseziaceae
Exons: 1
Coding region: 1-591 (196 amino acids)
Cellular component (GO): U2-type catalytic step 1 spliceosome; U2-type catalytic step 2 spliceosome; Prp19 complex
Molecular function (GO): U6 snRNA binding; pre-mRNA binding
Source: RefSeq, a predicted model, not a curated record